Molecule: messenger RNA, 1440 nt
Organism: Cryptomeria japonica (Japanese cedar)
Lineage: Eukaryota; Viridiplantae; Streptophyta; Pinopsida; Cupressales; Cupressaceae
Product: protein DMR6-LIKE OXYGENASE 1
Exons: 4
Coding region: 111-1175 (354 amino acids)
Source: RefSeq, a predicted model, not a curated record
ACCAGUUCUCUAACUCUGCAAAAUAUUAUUUUACCCAACUAAAUACCCCGAGUCAGUCUAAGAAUACCUGAAUCACAGAGCAAUUGAAGAUAUCUUCUUUCAAUUACAAGAUGACUUCCGCAGCCCAUGGUAAUCUCAAUGCUGUGGAAAAACUCAUGUCCAAUGGACACAAUCAUCUUCAUGUUCAGGAUAAGUAUGUCCUUCCUCCGGGUGAACGUCCCGACAUAUCCCAUUUCUGUGAUUCAUAUAAAUUUCCAGUCAUAGAUCUCAAAAAUUUGGAUGGGCCUCAUAGAAUAAAGGUAGUCAAUGACAUUAGGCGGGCUUGCGAGGAGGAUGGCUUCUUCCAGAUCAUGAACCAUGGAGUGCCGGAAACUGUGAUGAAAAGCAUGAUGGACAUUGCCAAAGAGUUUUUUGAAAUGCCUGUGGAAGACAGGGUUUGUCUCUAUUCAGAGGACCCACAGCAGGCUGUCAGGGUUUCCACAAGCUUCAAUGCUACCAAAGAUGAAUUCUUUGAGUGGAGGGAUUAUCUAAGACACUCAUGUCAUCCGCUGGAGGAAUGUAUCAAUUCAUGGCCUCAAAAGCCUGCACUUUACAGAGAAGUUGCAGGGAAGUAUUGCAAGGAGAUGAGAGUACUGGUUCUGAGGCUUCUGGCUGCAAUUUCUGAAGCUCUUGGACAAGAUUCUGAUUAUUUGAAUGCAAUAUUUGGAAAGCAUAGCCAGUUAAUGCACAUAAAUUACUAUCCUGCAUGCCCAAAUCCAGAUCUUACCUUUGGUGCAGCACCUCAUUCAGAUAUAUGUGGCAUUACUAUUUUGAUGCAAGGAGAUGUGAGUGGCCUGCAAGUGCUAAAAGAUGGGAAAUGGGUUGCAGUCAAACCAAUACCCAAUGCCUUUAUGGUGAAUGUGGCUGAUCAAAUUGAGGUUGUAAGCAAUGGAAGAUUCAAAAGCGCCAAGCACAGGGCCAUAACCAAUACAACCACUACACGUAUAUCGAUUCCCACCUUCUAUGGGCCUUCGUUGGAUACCUUCAUUGCUCCUGCAGCAUCCAUGGUGGAUGAGAAGCAUCCGGCUUUAUACAGAGGAUAUAAAUUUGAAGAAUACACGAAGGCAUUCUGGAGCCAAUCUGCUUUGAAGCGCAGGAGCACUUUGGAUCGCUUCAAGAUUGAAAUCAGUCCAUGAAAUAAAAGUGUGGUAUACAACUGCUGUUGUUGGAAGAUACAUAUACAUAUACUGGUAUUGGCAGUGGACACUAUCUGGUAUGGGAAAUAAGGUUGAAGAGUGAUGUAUUUAGUUAUAUGUUUAUUGAUAGUUGGAAGUAGCUGUAAAAUUUUAGUUCUAUUACUAAAUCUAUAUGUACAUUGAACAGGUCAAUGUACUAUGAAUAUGUAAUGAUGACUGAAUACAAUGUAAUAAUUUGAAGUUUAUAUAUUUUAUUUAUGCAUUA